AUGGCACAGCGUGCAUCCGAAACGUUCAACCGUUGCGUUUGCCGUGCGUUGCACUCGGGCAAAGCUUUUUGGCAAGGCACCACCUUGGUGGUAUCUUCGGAGUUUCCUUCAACGAACAACGACGCGAAUCAGGAAGACCUCGUUUCCCAGGAUGGAGACAUUGGCAUACAAUUGCCGAAAGCUGUAUGUAUGGUCAUUUUUACAUUCUUCCGGGGUUCAUACUUACCCUCUGAAGCCGUUGAACUUGUGUUGUCGCCGUCGAGUCAAGGCGAAGAGAUAGAGAUAUUGGAUACCAGGGAAGGGUGCUGCCCGGCUUGGAAACGGCCUCCCGGCGGUAUCAGCCGGAUGACAUAA
Molecule: messenger RNA, 354 nt
Organism: Marasmius oreades (fairy-ring Marasmius)
Lineage: Eukaryota; Fungi; Basidiomycota; Agaricomycetes; Agaricales; Marasmiaceae
Exons: 2
Coding region: 1-354 (117 amino acids)
Source: RefSeq, a predicted model, not a curated record